Branchiostoma floridae (Florida lancelet) is the source of this 790-nucleotide messenger RNA. Its product is annotated as 2-iminobutanoate/2-iminopropanoate deaminase-like. The transcript has a single exon. The coding region runs from base 146 to 553 and encodes 135 amino acids. NCBI's taxonomy places the organism in Eukaryota, Metazoa, Chordata, Leptocardii, Amphioxiformes, Branchiostomatidae. Gene Ontology annotation, cellular component: cytosol. The record is from RefSeq and is a predicted model, not a curated record. Gene Ontology annotation, molecular function: deaminase activity.
ACGUACAUAUAUACAAACAGUCAUUAAGGUUUUUAGUCGGAACUAUUUGGCACCCAUGCGGAGUGAUUUUAACGCCGAAUUUUGACGAUAGCACAGUUUUUAGCAGAGCUUCCAGCAAGUCUUGCCGCACUUCAUACCGAAAAUCAUGGCCGGUGUCGUCAGAAAGAUCAUCGGCGGAAACAAUCCAGCGGUCCCGCUCAGCAAAGCUGUUAUAGUCGGGGACACCAUGUACAUCUCCGGGCAGCUUGGACUCGACCCAAACACACCGGGCAAGAUCGUACCUGGAGGGGUCGUUCCAGAGGCGGAGCAAGCACUGAAGAACAUGGGCUCGAUUCUCGAAGCCGCCAACAUCGACUACAGCCACGUGGUGAAGGCGACCGUCCUGCUGGCGGACAUCAACGACUUCGCUGCCGUCAACGAGGUGUACAAGAAGUACUUCCCGGCCAACCCGCCUGCACGGGCCGCUUUCCAGGUCGCCGCCCUGCCGCUAGGUGGGCGGGUGGAGAUAGAGGCCAUCGCCAUCGUCAGCAGUGCCAUAGUGGAUCGUCAGUGAGCACCAGUGUCAAUGGCCUAUUCCACAGUCUAAUUUCUAUCCACUGUACAACAAUGGAAACUCCGGCGCCCUUGAGUCGGAAACCACUUACUAUUGACCGGGCAACUUGAAGUGCCACAGACAAACCGAACACUCGCUUUCCGACGUGAUCAACUGACUCUGUUAACGUUACUGAUUUAACAUAUGUACCUCCUGGAUACGCAACACUUCUGAAUAAACAUGACUUCAUUAUUCAAA